AUGCUAGCUUUCGGGAAAAAAGCGUUUUGUCACGUUCCUUUUUACGCGACGGCAUCUCCCAAAUCUGUGAUGUCUGCUGCUAAGGGGAUUCAAAACGGCAAUGUCCGAACGCUGGUCAUUCGUUCCUCCCGUGUGUCUCCGUAUCGCGUUCGCAAUCAGGCUGGCGGUGCCUACAGCCCCUUUAUGCGAGCGAAGAUGCGGGCUCGUCGUGCGCAGGAUCAGAAACCGUCUCUGGAAAUGGCGCUGGCCAUGCCCCUAUCGGCUCAGGAAAUGGACAAUUCGAGUUUGGCAACACUAGGUGCGAUGGGAAACCAUGCGGCGCGCGAAGAAAUACUGAAGCGACACAUAAUGUCGGUAGACAAAAUUUCGUACGAUAGGGCCUGUGAGACUUUCCAAGAAAUCGAAAACAAAAACAGGCAAGGAAUGAUCUUCUUGUCCUUGCCGUAUCAGAUUGGGAUCGCCAUGGGCGUGACCGCCGCGUUUGCGUCAAUUCCGCUUGUCUUUGACUUACCCACUGCCGAAUGGUUCAACGAGCAUUUUGUGACGACAGACGUGCCGGAACCGAAAGAUUUGGAAACCAUGUUGGAAGUGGGUUCUUGGACGUGGAACUGGAUGGAACCGCCCCUCGGUCAAAUCUCGUUUUUCUUGCUGUGCCUGCAGUAUUCGCGCGCGCAACUGGAUAACUUGGGCAUUAAGCCAUAUACAAGCAAGAUUAAGCGAAUGCGUGGGGAGCGUCUGGCAACCGCUUUUCCACAGUACGACCCGAGAAUUCUAAUUGGUUAUUCCGAAUCAGCCAAAGUCUUUUUGGCAUAG
Phaeodactylum tricornutum CCAP 1055/1 is the source of this 813-nucleotide messenger RNA. RefSeq lists its product with no specific name. The record is from RefSeq and is a predicted model, not a curated record. NCBI's taxonomy places the organism in Eukaryota, Bacillariophyta, Bacillariophyceae, Surirellales, Neidiaceae. The transcript has a single exon. Bases 1 to 813 code for a protein of 270 amino acids.